AUGCUGCCCCAAGAAAUAUUUUCUCUGCUUAUGCUGUUCUGUGUUUUCAGGGCUUCUCUUUCUGUUCUGGAUGAAGAUGAUGACUAUGAUCUCAUGUAUGUGAAUCUGGAUAAUGAAAUUGAAGGUCCAGUUCUUGGUACUGAGGAAACUGUUUCAUGUGACUGCCAGCGAGAGCACACCGAGUGGGACAAGCUCUUCAUCAUGCUCGAGAACUCGCAGAUGAAAGAGAACAUGAUGCUGCAGGCAAUGGACGAGAUCCUGAAGGUGGACCUGCAGACACUGAAAGCAGAGCUGAGCCAGCUCACCACCAACCUCGCGGGCACCUUCGCUGCCACGAUUGAGAAAGUCACCUCCCACAUCAUGUCACAGGUAGAACAGGCACUUGUGAAGAACAGUGAUCAAGCUGAAGAAGCCAAGAAGCUUCAUGAGUCUGAGCAAGGAAAGGUUCUCGAGCACGUUCUGCUGCUGAGCCACAACGUGUCCAGCAGGCUAGACCGGCUGGAGAGCGCUUGGCUGAGGAGGUCUGAGGUGGAGGCUCAGGAGACAGCUUUUCCCAUCAGAGCAGACAACCUCAUUUUGAACUCUCUGUGGAAAGAGCUACAGCAAACCAGAGCUGAACUGAAGGCAUCGCAGAAAUGGGCAGCUCAGCACUUACUGCCAGCAGGGUGUGAAACAGCAAUUCUAUUCCCCAUGCGUUCGAAAAAGAUAUUUGGGAGUGUUCACCCAACUGCUGGAAUGACCCUUCACUCCUUUACUGCUUGUAUCUGGAUCAAGGUGACUGAGGCUUUGCGCAAAACUAUUGUCUUCUCCUAUGGAACCAAGUUAAAUCCAUAUGAAAUCCAGCUUUAUCUCAGCUGGGAGUCUGCAGUGCUUGUUGUUGGUGGUGACCAGCACAAGUUAGCUGUCAAAAAUGUAGUUGUUCCUGGGAAGUGGAUCCAUCUCUGCGGCGCCUGGAGCUCAGAGAAUGGAUCUGCAUCUCUCUGGGUGAAGGGAGAGCUUGCAGCCACCGCCUCGGACAUCGCCGACGCUCACACCAUUCCAGAUGGAGGGAUUUUGCAGAUUGGUCAAGAAAAGAAUGGCUGCUGCGUUGGAGGUGGAUUUGAUGAAGCUUUAGCCUUCUCUGGAAAAUUAACUGGCUUUAACAUGUGGGACAGAGUGCUCAGUGCCAAAGAGAUAGCAGCGCAGAGCGGAGAAGAUGCGUGCAGUAUUAGGGGCAACAUCAUCGGGUGGGGAGUCACAGAAGUUUUGCCAUACGGGGGAGCCCAGUAUGUUUCUUAA
Molecule: messenger RNA, 1278 nt
Organism: Pygoscelis adeliae (Adelie penguin)
Lineage: Eukaryota; Metazoa; Chordata; Aves; Sphenisciformes; Spheniscidae
Gene: PTX3
Product: pentraxin 3, long
Exons: 4
Coding region: 1-1278 (425 amino acids)
Biological process (GO): innate immune response
Molecular function (GO): complement component C1q complex binding
Source: RefSeq, a predicted model, not a curated record